CGCUUUACUCUUUCAAAGAGGACUGCAACUGCGACAGAUAUUGCAAUUUUAUUUUGAAUUGGUAUCAUCUUCAGUCGAUGGCAGCAGGGAAUUGGGCAAACGAAGACGAACUGGAGCUCGUUAACGAGGAUGGCUUCGUCUACAAGCGUCGGAAGAAGUUUCAUCUUGACCCAACCGCUACUCCGAAGCUAAAAGAUCCGGCAGUUGAGGAGAAGAAUCGACUGCAAAGGAAGAAAAAGGCGCUCAUGAAAAUCAAAGACAGAUACCAAAAGGAGAUCAACCAAUGGGAACUUUUAUCAACAACAAUGAGUGAAAUGCAGCAAAAUCAGCCAACCCCUUAUCAAGAAAGGGACACUCUAUCAUUCAACUCGCCAGUCAAGUCAUCGAAUCCGACUUGCCAACCCCUUGUUGAUCAGCUCCUUACUCAGGUUGAAGCACAGGAAGCUGUAAUUGGCAACAUAUCAAAACUUUGUGAUGUUGUUGAAGCUGUCUGGACUGCACAAGAAGAAAAAAUGAAACAGUCAGUUUUGGACCUCCCAAUCUGGGCACACACACCUGGUGAAAUUAUUUCUUCCCUGUGUUCAGAUUGAGUUCUGCAAGAGAACUUUACCAGGGAAAAAUUACGGCGAUGUGUCUUCGGGUUUGUUGCCUUUAUUCAGUUUCUUAGUUUGAGUUUGUUUUGUAUAUAUUCUUCUUGGAUCUUCCAGCUUCAAAUGAUGGGAAUGACCACUUAGAUUCAGGAA
Solanum verrucosum is the source of this 743-nucleotide messenger RNA. RefSeq lists its product as uncharacterized. The transcript is spliced from 2 exons. The coding region runs from base 78 to 590 and encodes 170 amino acids. Lineage: Eukaryota; Viridiplantae; Streptophyta; Magnoliopsida; Solanales; Solanaceae. The record is from RefSeq and is a predicted model, not a curated record.